AUGUGCUUGCCACACUUGCGAAAUCGCUACGCAGAGCUGCUGGCACCAUAUGAGUCCGAGGACUUUGUUGCCAAGCUUGUAACACAGCUAAACUCAUACUCCGCUAGCCCAAAGGUCCAGAUUCGCCACGAAGCAAACUUUGCUUUCCCACUGGUUUUCGACUUGGCGGAAGCAAAAGGUUGGAGAAGCGUUAGCGAGAACCCUGCGUUCAGGGCUAUGAACGCCUUCAUUCGACGACUGGACAAGUUCAGUGCUUCUCCUUGGACGAUUAGGACCCUCAAAGUCGACAUAGAACGAGAUUUUACGCUAGUGGGAAUCUUUCAGGGACAAUAUCUGUCCAUUGAAUCGCCAGAGGAUGAUUUAUUUACGUACGAGGACUUCAAGAUGCUGGAAACGAGCGAUGAACCGGCUGGAGUUGACUGCCCGCCGGCACGCAUUGAACUAGGUGCAGCUCCGGCAGUGGACACCGUCCCUCUCAAAGCAGUCGAUCAGACUCCUGUAGUGUCCAUUGCCGACCAAACUAUCCAAACCACGCUACAAACCAAAGCUGGCAUUGACCUUGAUAAUCUCCAUCCACAAAACGGCCCACCGAGUAUGCAGAACCAACGACCCGCGUCUGUCAUGAUGAUUGCAUCUUUGAUUGAUAAUCCGACGAACCUUGGUGGUCUAUCACGUAUCUCCGAGUCGUUUGGUCUCGAGGCUUUAUACAUUGACAAUCUUAAGAAGGCAGCACACAAGGACUUCAAAGCUACAAGCGUGAGAUCCGAGAAGCAUUUAGCUAUCCGAGAGUUGAAGGAGGUAGGUGUACCGGCAUUCUUGUUGGACGCAAAGAGCAAGGGAUACGAGGUUGUAGGUAUUGAGCAGACCGACCGUAGCGGAAUCUUGGGCCAUGAGGAUAGCAGUGACCAAAAGGAGAUUUUGACCGGGGAUAAGAGUGCGGGUGGGCAAAGUACUCACGUGAUUAGAAGCCAAGAUAUAGGCACUCUUCCAAAGAAAUGUUGCCUGGUUCUUGGCAGUGAGAAAGAGGGCAUCUCCGCGGAGGUGCUGGCGGUAAUUGAUCGUAACGUCGAGAUCAAGACCGUGGGUGUGACGAGGAGUCUCAACGUGCAAACAGCAGGCGGUAUAGCUCUAUAUGAGUGGUGGAGAGAGUGGGGCGGGAAGAAUUAG
Pyrenophora tritici-repentis Pt-1C-BFP is the source of this 1167-nucleotide messenger RNA. The record is from RefSeq and is a predicted model, not a curated record. NCBI's taxonomy places the organism in Eukaryota, Fungi, Ascomycota, Dothideomycetes, Pleosporales, Pleosporaceae.